UCAGCUGUCAGACUUUGGCCACUCCGGCGAAGGUUUUUGUUAGCAAACUAACUCGAACUGCUCGGCUUUACUCAAGGUUUAAAGUUGUGCACCUUGCUGCCAAGCGUUUUUUUUAGCAGGUAUUUUAGCGCUAGGCUAGCUCCAAGGGAAAGUGCUUAUUUUUGUCCACCUUUAGAUAUUUGCACCCACGAAACAGCGUUCCUGAGCGGGUUUAAGAGUAGAUGCAGGGAGGGGGGAAUAGAAAAAGGCAAAAGUCUUUGUGCUUCCCUUCCCCCUCAUCAAAGAAAAGGGGAAAUGUCUUUAUCCAAAGGAAAGAAGAGGAACCCAGGGCAGAAGCUACGCAUAGAUGAUCUUCCACCUACACCGCCCCAAGCUACAGCGCCUCCUCGAGACCUAGACUCUAAGGCUUGUGUCACAAUCGGAGAUCAGAACUUUGUGGUGGAAGCUGAUGACCUGGAGCAGAUUGAAGAGCUGGGGAGGGGCGCCUACGGAGUGGUGGACAAGAUGAAACACGUCCCCAGUGGUGUAAUCAUGGCCGUCAAGAGGAUUCGUGCAACAGUUAAUAGUCUGGAGCAGAAGAGGCUCCUGAUGGACUUGGACAUUUCCAUGAGAACGGUGGACUGCUUCUUUACUGUGACUUUCUACGGUGCCCUUUUUAGAGAGGGAGAUGUUUGGAUCUGCAUGGAACUAAUGGACACGUCUUUGGAUAAGUUCUAUAAAAAGGUUAUUCAGAAAGGCCAGACGAUUCCAGAAGACAUCCUGGGCAAAAUCACAGUAGCAAUUGUCAAGGCUUUAGAACAUCUGCACCACAACCUCUCAGUGAUACACAGAGAUGUGAAGCCCUCCAAUGUCCUGAUCAACGCUCAGGGUCAGGUGAAAAUGUGUGACUUUGGCAUCAGCGGCCACCUGGUGGAUUCUGUGGCCAAAACAUUGGACGUCGGCUGCAAACCGUACAUGGCGCCUGAGAGGAUCAACCCCGACCUCAAUCAACAGGGUUACAGUGUUAAAUCAGACAUCUGGAGUCUUGGCAUCACUAUGAUUGAGCUGGCCAUUCUGAAAUUCCCAUAUGACUCUUGGGGUACCCCAUUCCAGCAGCUCAAGCAAGUGGUGGAUGAGCCGUCCCCACAGCUGCCUUCAGAUCGCUUCUCCCCAGAGUUUGUAGACUUCAUCUCGCAAUGCUUAAGAAAGAGACCAGAUGAAAGGCCGGCCUACACAGAAUUAAUGAAGCAUCCAUUUUUCACUCUGCACGACUCUAAAGAGACAGAUGUGGCCAGCUUCGUCAAGGUCAUCUUGGAUGAUUGAUGGGCUCAAUGCAGGCUCCACCUCGUCAACAUGUGGACCUGUCAUCGAAUCAAUGGCCCCUCCCAAUUUUUUUUUAAUGAGUAAAAAAAAAAAAAA
This is a messenger RNA of Cyprinodon variegatus (sheepshead minnow), 1398 nucleotides long. Its product is annotated as dual specificity mitogen-activated protein kinase kinase 6-like. The record is from RefSeq and is a predicted model, not a curated record. The coding region runs from base 295 to 1302 and encodes 335 amino acids. NCBI's taxonomy places the organism in Eukaryota, Metazoa, Chordata, Actinopteri, Cyprinodontiformes, Cyprinodontidae. Gene Ontology annotation, molecular function: ATP binding; MAP kinase kinase activity. Gene Ontology annotation, biological process: protein phosphorylation; MAPK cascade. The transcript is spliced from 12 exons.